Molecule: messenger RNA, 4028 nt
Organism: Synchiropus splendidus (mandarinfish)
Lineage: Eukaryota; Metazoa; Chordata; Actinopteri; Syngnathiformes; Callionymidae
Gene: tkfc
Product: triokinase/FMN cyclase
Biological process (GO): glycerol catabolic process
Cellular component (GO): cytosol
Molecular function (GO): glycerone kinase activity
Source: RefSeq, a predicted model, not a curated record
UCUUUCUUUGACUGUUGAAAUGUUAAAUAGAAUUUUUGAUUUAUUCCUCGUUCCUCAAAAUAAAUAAAAGGUACUGAAAAAUAAUUUGUGCUUAAAAAUAAACCCUUUAUUUAAAUGUUUCUGCAAUAGUAUAGUAUAGUAUAGUAUAAUAUAUUUAUAUGAAAUGGAGAAACAAUAUACAUUACUACAAUAUUUCAGCAACAAGUUUAAAGUUAAGCUUAACCCUUAAUCUUCAGCUCUUCUGCUUUUUGGCUUGAUGACCCCUCAUAACAAUCAUAUCCCAUAGUACAUAAUGUGGCCCCGCAUUGAAUUGUAUUGCUUGCCCCUGCUCUAUAUAGUUCAUAGACCAUAUCGGGUCUCCAGACAGCGACUUCCUGCCUUUCAAAAUAAUACUAUUUGCUAUUCUGUGUAAAAAAAAAAAAAGGGGGGCAAAUUUGUUUUUCAGUGGUUUGUGAAAAACUCAAGCACAACUGUAAUUCUCUACUUCGACGGAAAGCCACAGUUUUGCGAGGUCUUAUUUUGAAGAAUCCGCGUCAGGGAGUUAGCAGGUGACGUCACUGCGUUGACCCAACUACCUGCGGAAGAAAGUGGACGCAGUUGACGGGAGACGCAUGGAGCCUCAGAAGAAGCUGCUAAACUCAGUGGACAGCUGUGUGGAUGAGGCGCUGUGUGGCCUGGUCCGGGCCAACGCUGGUCUCUCUUUACUGAAGGGCCACCGAGUCGUGCUCCGCUCUGAUCUCAACCAACUGAAAGGGAAGGUGGGUCUGCUGUCAGGGGGAGGAUCAGGACAUGAGCCGGCACAUGGAGGUUAUGUUGGUGCAGGAAUGUUAUCGGGAGCAGUUGCAGGCGGAGUGUUUGCGUCACCACCUCCAGCCAGCAUUCUGGCUGCUAUUCUCUGCUUGCACAAUGCAGGAGUCUCAGGCGUUCUUCUUAUCGUAAAGAAUUACACCGGAGACCGUCUCAACUUCGGCCUGGCUGCUGAACAAGCGCGGAACCAUGGUGUCGCCGUGGACGUGGUGAUUGUAGCUGAUGACUGUGCUUUCCACCGUCCAAGCAAAGCUGGCCGAAGAGGCCUUUGCGGAACCGUUCUCAUCCACAAGCUGGCUGGGGCUUUGGCUGAGGAAGGUUGCUCCUUACACAAUAUGGUGUCCACGUUGACUGAGGUUGUGAGAGGCAUUGGAACUCUGGGUGUAAGUCUGUCUCCGUGCAGUGUUCCAGGCUGUCUGCCCACGUUUGACCUUCCUCCUGGAAACAUGGAGCUGGGUCUAGGUAUUCACGGGGAACCUGGAGUCAAAAGGUCAAAGGUUGUUUCUGCUGAUGAAGUUGUGAAGACCAUGAUUGACCACAUGACCAACCCUGAGAGCCAAUCACAUCUGUCACUUAAGCCAGGAGACACUGUAGUUUUGUGCGUCAACAACCUUGGAGCGCUGUCAUGCCUGGAGAUGGCUGUCGUCACAAGAGCUGCGCUCAUCUAUCUGGAAAGUCUUGGAAUGAAGAUUGCAAGAGUGAUGUCUGGUUCCUUCAUGACAUCACUAGAGAUGGCUGGAGUAUCUCUGACCUUGAUGAGGUCAAGCCCGGAAAUCCUCCGGCUGUUUGAUUUGAAGACCAGCGCCCCCGCAUGGCCAAAUAUCAGCAACUUGCACGUGAGUGAACGAAACUACGUAACUUCCAACGAGACUUCCAAAGCGGUAUCACUGGACACGGUAUACACUGAGGGAUCUUUGAGUGCUGUGAUGCGAUCAGUGUUAGAAAAAGUGUGUGCUAUACUGCUGGAGAAACAAGAGGAGCUCAACUCCCUGGACCGAGCCUGUGGGGACGGGGACUGUGGGAACACUCUCGCUCAGGCAGCCAGGUGGGUAACUGGGAGACAACAACUGUACAACUGCGUCUCGCAGUUGUACAGUCUGUUCCUGACGGCAGCUGCGGGACACAUGACUGACAGCAGUGGUGAUGCUGCUUCCUGGGCGAGUGCGUUGCAUGCUGGGACUCAGGCCAUGAGACGAUAUGGGGGCGCUGACCCUGGAGAUAGAACCAUGUUGGAUGCAUUGUGCCCAGCAGCUGAGGAGUUCAUGAAAGUAACUACAGUUCCAGCAGGUGGCUACAUGGCUGUGCUGCAGGCUGCUGUGGAGAGGGCAGCAGCAGGAGCAGACUCCACUCGUGACCUCGCAGCGAGGGCAGGGAGGUCCAGCUACAUCGCAGCUGAGCGACUCACCCUACCAGACCCUGGUGCUGUGGCAGUUGCUGCCAUCUUCAAAGCAGUGUGUGAAACUCUAGAGGGACUUAAGUGAACUUUUGUUGACCAAGUCUUGUUAUAGUAGAUUGAUCGACAUGUUUUAGAGCAAGCAGUGCAAAUCGGAAUUACGAAACACUAGUAGAUGUUGGCAACUGAACAAUAUUGACUCUAAAGAAGGUUCCUUCUGUUGCAUUAUACACUACAGGACAGCAGUCGAGUUCAGGACCUCAACACACAUCAUAACUUCAGUAUGGCUGAUAAUUGACUGAUAGUCACCACCAGUUUUAAAGUAGUUGUUUAAAACUGCAGGAUUAAUGCACUGUUGUCAGCAUCUUGUGUAACGUGUGAGAGAAAGCAAAUAUCUGAAACCUGCUUUAAAUUUAAAUGAGUUUCUCUUCUUAUUCCUGAGGAAAUGCAAUCUUACUCAUGUUAUUUUCUAUUUUCUAAUUAAAGCAAGUAUAGAACUGUUUCAACUUGGAAAAGUUAUUUUAUUUUGCCACUUGGCUUGAUCAGUUCUGACCCUGGCAUUAUUGUAUGAAACAGGAAAAGGUGUUGACAGAUCCACCAAUGUGAUUGUUCAUGUUUGAUGCGUGCGCUGAAGUGUUAUCUCAUAUUGUCAGGCAGGAAAUGAUGAUUUUGAUCUUAAUAUUGCAUCACACCCUCCCGGGGACAAAAUGAACAUGCAAGCAGCUACUUUUACACACCCUUUUUUUAAUAAGAGAAAAAGUUGUCCAUUAGUUUUAAAAAUGUAUUUAUCUGAAAUAUAAUUUCACAUUUUCGUAAACCUGGACAACACUAAAAUAGUUAAUGCACAGCCCACCGAGCGCUUGCACCAGCAGACACUCAAGCGUCCCACCGGAUCUGCUUUUUUUUCUUUUAAAUUAAAGGCUUAAACCGUCUCCUUAUCCAUUCAUCGGUUGUUGCUAAUACUAUAAAUUAAAUGGUCCCAUGAUUAUUGGGUUUAUGUAUUCAUUUUUUCCUUGGUGUCAGAAUAUAUCUUAUUCAGUCAGUUGGAAAGAACUGUUCUGGAAUUAUUAAAGAACUGAAUAAAUUAAAUGUUUUCAAGUGGUUUGUAUCGACCAGAGUUUGACCACUCAAAAUGGCAUCCAAAGGGUAGGUCACUUCCUGCUUGAGCUCAAGGCCAAAAUAAAAAGUUUAAAGGGAAAGCAGGUCUCUUAUCUAUGAUGUCAUUUUUCUGGGACAGAUCUGACGCCAUGCAAAUGAAAAGAUGAGCAGAAGCACAAAAAUGAAAUGACAAUACACCAAACAUAAUUUUUGUUAACACACCCUCACUGCCAUGGGGUCAUAUAAACUGACGUUGGAAAAGUGGACUUUUGCGUCUUACACUGACGCCACAGGCGAGAUAGUUGCUCUGACACAAAGACAUGAAGCAGAUGCUCAGGUUUUCAUUGAACCGUUCUGCGUCUGGUGCUUUAGCUUGAUGAAGCCCACUGAAAGGUAAUGCCAUGAACUAGUUUUACAAACUCUUAUCUGGGUGGUGGAAUGGAGCAGCGGUCGAUGAGGCUUCAUGAAACAGUAUCCUAAUUUUCAGAGCUCAGUAGGCGGCGCGAUAUGAGGUUUCACAUCACUGACAAAGGAAAUGAAAAACCUGCUCAACAUGAUGGUUUUCAAAGAAAUGUAUCUGACACCGAAACGACUAGAUGACCCUGGAGAGGAGACUAUAAAGAUUGAAAUUUACUGAAGGUUAGCAACUCACAAGGAUUAAAAUAAACACACACGCACAAAACAUAUGCAUGAAGAAAAAAAAAGCCCUCACACACACAGUUACACAUAG